Messenger RNA from Spirometra erinaceieuropaei, 1464 nucleotides. The record is from the annotation of a GenBank genome assembly. NCBI's taxonomy places the organism in Eukaryota, Metazoa, Platyhelminthes, Cestoda, Diphyllobothriidea, Diphyllobothriidae.
AUGACUAACAACAUACCAGACGACAUACCGCCUAAGUUAUUGAAGGAGCUCGCUGCCGAACUAGCCAAACCAUUGUCCGUGCUUUUCCAAGCCUCGUUCGAAGCCGGCUGCUUGCCCGCCGACUGGAAAUCUGCGCGGAUCACACCACUGCAUAAAGAAGGCAGCAAGGCCUCUGCAAACAAUUACAGGCCAGUUAGCCUCACCUCCAUCUGCUGCAAACUCAUGGAGAAAAUAAUCAAACGAGAGCUGAUGCGCUUCCUAGAGCAGCAUAAUUUAUUAUCUGAUGCGCAGCAUGGGUUUCGUAGUGGCAGGUCUUGCGUGACCAACUUGCUCAACUGUUUGGAACAUUGGACUCGGUCAGUUGAUGAAGGCAAUGCGCUGCAUGUAGUCUAUAUCGACUUUAAAAAGGCAUUUGAUAGUGUCCCACAUCAGCGACUCCUGCACAAACUGAGCCGAACAGGCGUUAGGGGUAACCUCUUAAAAUGGAUUCAAAGCUUCCUAUUAGACCGUUGUCAAACUGUCCAUGUCGGUGGCCAGAAGUCGACGGAGGUUGCCGUUGAAAGCGGUGUUCCCCAAGGCUCAGUUCUUGGUCCUACUUUGUUCAUCAUUUACGUUAACGAUUGCGUGAGUGAACUGGAUUGUGGUGUCGCCAUGUUUGCGGAUGACAUUAAACUAUGGCGCGUCAUUCGAACUGCAGAUGACGAAGAGCACCUGCAGGCGAACCUAAACCGACUCCAACAGUGGUCAAAGGCCUGGCUUCUGCCGUUCAACGGGAAAAAGUGCAAUAUUCUACGAGUCGGCAGAGCUCGCUCUCCGAACCAUAUGACCUACUGCCUAAAUGGUAUACCACUGCAAGAAGUGGACUCGCAGAAGGACUUGGGAGUAUGGAUUACGACCUCGCUCAAACACUCGCUGCACUGCACGAAGAUAGCCAAGUCUGCAAUGUCAGUCCUCUACCUUGUCAAGCCGGCUUUCUCUGCCUUUGAUGAAGACUGCUUCGCUAAAUUCUUUCGAACUUUUGUGCGUCCGCAACUAGAAUUUGCUAUCCAAACUUGGAGACCCUGGACCGCGAAGGACCUCAGCAUCCUUGAAAGGGUCCAAAGGCGUGCAACGAAACUUGUGGCAGGACAGGGUUCGCUACCAUAUGCAACGCGGUUAGCUAACCUUGAUCUCUUUCCCUUGAGUUACAGGCAGUUACGGGGUGACCUGAUACAAGCCUUCCGUAUCAUACGCGUUCAGGACUUCAGCCUCGUACCGGGGGACUUCUUCGAGUUAGCAACCACCACAAAUCUACGAGGCCAUCCAUUCAAACUACGUGUGACAGGGGCCAGACUGGACACACGAAAGUUCUUCUUCUCCAACAGAGUGCUAGAAGCCUGGAAUGCCCUGCCUGUGGAUGUCGUUAUGUCUGCUUCCGUCGAGGUCUUUAAGAGGAAGCUGGAUUUGUGUAGCAGUGUCCACUAA